AUGGCCUCCAUACUGCGCUCGCCGCCGAGUCCCCAGCAAAACUCCUGCGCCUCCGGCUGGGACGACGACGACCCGCGCUACCUCGGCGACAGGCCGGCCAUGUGCUCCCUGGAGCUGGUCGCCUUCAGGGGGCUCCAGCCGGCCACAGAUCCUGCAGGCGCGGCCUCGCCGGCCUUCGACCUCACGCUGUACGUCGACAACGGCCACGUCUGCUCGCUGCGGCACUGCGGCGGCGACGUGGAGGUCUCCUACGCGGGCGUGCCCCUCGCGCGCGGGCGCACGCCGAGGUUCCGGGUGAUGGGCGAGGAGGCCGUCGCGGUGGCGGUGAACGUGACGGGCGCCGGCGCCGUGGGGUUGCCGCAGGACCUGUUCCGCCUCUUCACGGCGGAGCGCAGAUGGGGUGUGGCGAUGCUCCAGGUUGACUUGGUCAUUGCCUCGCAGCCCUUCACCCGCGACGUGCAGCUAGAUGCUGGGCAGCGCUCUGGGUGUAUGCGCAGGCUAGCUUAA
This is a messenger RNA of Brachypodium distachyon (stiff brome), 507 nucleotides long. RefSeq lists its product as uncharacterized. The record is from RefSeq and is a predicted model, not a curated record. Bases 1 to 507 code for a protein of 168 amino acids. The transcript has a single exon. Lineage: Eukaryota; Viridiplantae; Streptophyta; Magnoliopsida; Poales; Poaceae.